AUGUCUGGAAACAGUUCUUAUGAGACAUCAUGGGCUGAUCAAUGGGACUACAACCCAGAUCCUGCUGGGUAUCAUAACAAGGACAGCAGCAGCAAUGAUUCGACUGCCAAAUACAAGCAGAAGCUUGGAGAAGGAGUCGGAAAGACGAAACAGGUUGCUUCGACUGGGUUCAAGAAGGUGAAAGAAGGGACCUCUGUUGGCUUCAAUUGGAUCAAAGACAAGUAUCAGAAGACUACCCAGAAAAAUUAG
Dovyalis caffra is the source of this 249-nucleotide messenger RNA. The record is from the annotation of a GenBank genome assembly. NCBI's taxonomy places the organism in Eukaryota, Viridiplantae, Streptophyta, Magnoliopsida, Malpighiales, Salicaceae.